GGAAACCGACGGCAUCUUUUCUUGUUUGCACCCAACGCGCUUUCGCACUUAGUUCACAGGUCAGACGAAACAUGGAAGUAGAACUCAGCGCGCCGAACGGCAAGCGGUGGACACAGCCGCUUGGCCUGUUUAUCAACAACGAGUUCGUCAAAAGCAGCAAUGGGCAAACGAUUACUUCGGUCAACCCGGCGACCGAGGAGGAGAUCUGCUCCGUCUUCGCCGCGACCGAGGAGGAUGUUGACAAGGCAGUGGCUGCUGCCCGCAAGGCCUUCAAGCACCCCUCUUGGAAAUCGCUGUCGGGCACAGAGCGUGGCGCUCUGAUGGUAAAGCUGGCCGAUCUGGUAGCCCAGCACGCAGAGACCUUGGCUACCAUCGAGUGCCUUGACAAUGGCAAGCCCUACUCAGUGGCCCUCAGCGAGAACGUGCCCGAGGUAAUCAAUGUGUUGAAGUACUACGCCGGCUAUGCCGACAAGAAUUUUGGUCAGGUCAUAGAUGUCGGCCCGGCCAAGUUCGCUUACACGGUCAAGGAGCCUCUGGGCGUCUGCGGCCAGAUCAUCCCCUGGAACUACCCGCUCGAUAUGGCUGCCUGGAAGUUAGGUCCAGCCCUGUGUUGUGGCAACACGGUGGUGCUCAAGCUCGCCGAGCAGACACCCCUUUCUGUGCUAUAUAUGGCCAAGUUGAUCAAGGAGGCCGGCUUCCCGCCCGGCGUGGUGAACAUCAUCAACGGCCACGGGCCGGAAGCGGGUGCAGCGCUGGUCCAGCACCCGAAUGUGGACAAGAUCGCCUUCACUGGUAGCACUGCCACGGGGAAGCAGAUUAUGAAGAUGGCUUCCGGAACCAUGAAGAACAUUACCCUCGAGACAGGCGGCAAGUCGCCGCUUCUCAUCUUUGAAGACGCUGACCUCGAUCUUGCGGCAACCUGGUCUCACACCGGCAUCAUGAGCAAUCAGGGUCAGAUCUGCACCGCCACAUCGCGUAUCCUGGUCCACGAAAAGGUCUGCGACGCCUUCGUUGAGAAAUUCAAGGCCAAAGUAAAGGAUAUCUCAAUUCUAGGCGACCCGUUUGAGGAGAGCACAUUCCAGGGGCCGCAGGUAACCAAGGCCCAGUACGAGCGCGUGCUUGGAUACAUACGCUCCGGAAAGGAAGAGGGCGCAACCAUCAUGCUGGGCGGCGAGGCGGCACCGCACAAGGGGAAAGGCUUCUUCAUCCAACCGACAGUGUUUACCGACGUGAAACCAACCAUGAAGAUUUUCCAAGAGGAGAUCUUUGGGCCCUGCGUAGCCAUUGCCGCAUUCAAGACGGAGGAGGAGGCUAUUGAGCUUGCGAAUAACACGGCGUAUGGUCUCGGGGCGGCCUUGUUCACAAGGGACCUGACGAGGGCGCACAGGGUUGCACGAGAAAUCGAGGCGGGGAUGGUCUGGAUCAACAGCAGCAACGACUCCGACUUCCGGAUCCCGUUUGGAGGCGUGAAGCAAUCGGGCAUUGGCAGGGAGCUGGGCGAGGCCGGAUUGGCGCCGUACUGCAACAUCAAGGCGAUACACGUGAACAUGACGGCCUGACGGGGAACUCUUGUAUAAAGAUACCUAGUAAUUUGAUCAUGGAAUCUGAUUACACAUGUAUCCGUAUCUGGUUUUGUGGUUCCGUUCCCAAUCUGCCUCCGAAACGAAACCGGGAUGCCACGGCCGGGAUCGACGUCAUCCCCCGCAUUGCACCAGCUCGAGUGCGAAGCUUAACUACCCGUUGGCUCCACUUCGGUCCCACUUAAGGGGCCAACUCUCAGGUUGCAGCUGACGGGGGGCUGUCCUUAGCUCACGGGGGGCUUUAUGCAGAAUUUGGGGCGCAAAAACAG
This is a messenger RNA of Canariomyces notabilis, 1849 nucleotides long. Its product is annotated as aldehyde dehydrogenase. Gene Ontology annotation, molecular function: aldehyde dehydrogenase (NAD+) activity. Bases 72 to 1559 code for a protein of 495 amino acids. NCBI's taxonomy places the organism in Eukaryota, Fungi, Ascomycota, Sordariomycetes, Sordariales, Chaetomiaceae. The record is from RefSeq and is a predicted model, not a curated record. The transcript is spliced from 2 exons. Gene Ontology annotation, biological process: polyamine catabolic process.